This is a messenger RNA of Engraulis encrasicolus (European anchovy), 1535 nucleotides long. It is a transcript of the gene dbx1a, whose product is annotated as developing brain homeobox 1a. Gene Ontology annotation, molecular function: DNA binding; DNA-binding transcription factor activity, RNA polymerase II-specific. The transcript is spliced from 4 exons. NCBI's taxonomy places the organism in Eukaryota, Metazoa, Chordata, Actinopteri, Clupeiformes, Engraulidae. The coding region runs from base 97 to 1092 and encodes 331 amino acids. The record is from RefSeq and is a predicted model, not a curated record. Gene Ontology annotation, biological process: cell differentiation in spinal cord; regulation of transcription by RNA polymerase II.
UAUUCUAUCAAGAGCUCACCGGGAAAGAAAAAAAGAUCUGUAUCUGGGUAGCGGAAUACUGCACAACUUCGUAAACGCACUUAUCCAAACAAGAAGAUGAUGAUACCCAGCGUGAUCGCACCUCCAGCCAUGUACCCGGGUCUUCUGCGACCCACGGCGGCGCUGCAUCCAUCAUUUCAGGCGACCUUUCCGUCUCACUCUGGCUUCAUGGUGGAUGAUCUCCUGCGCCUUGGCAGACCAACAGCGUACUUGAGCCGACCUGCCGCUCCACCAAGUGCCUCGCCGCCAAUUCCAUCAGCCCAUAACAUACAUGUCACCCACAGUUUACCGGAGCGCAUAGCCACUACUACGGUAGCGAGGACGCAUGUUUCUAGCAACUCGAAAAGUUCACCUGCUAACAAAGAUCCAACUUUCCUGAAGUUUGGAGUGAACGCCAUUCUAGCGCCAUCACCAAAGAAAGCAUCCUCUCCACCCGCACUUCAACAUCUCCACCCAAAGGCAUUCUCCCUCCCUUAUGUUGAUGGAUCUUUCUACCCCUUUCCUCGCUCGUCAUAUUUCCCAGCUUCCUCACCAGUAGUUCCUAUUCCUGGUACGUUCGCUUGGCCCUUAGCUGCCAGAGGGAAGCCAAGAAGAGGGAUGCUCAGACGGGCAGUGUUCUCUGACGUGCAGCGCAAAGCCUUGGAGAAAAUGUUCCAGAAACAGAAAUACAUCAGCAAACCCGACAGGAAAAAGCUUGCCGCCAAACUCGGCCUCAAAGACUCACAGGUUAAAAUCUGGUUCCAAAACCGACGCAUGAAAUGGAGGAACUCAAAGGAAAGGGAGCUCCUCUCCUCGGGAGGCUGCAGGGAACAAACCUUACCCACGAAAACGAAUCCUCACCCAGACCUCAGCGAUGUGGGAAAGAAAUCUUCCGGAGAGGAAGACGACGAGGAAGACGUCUUCGAUGGCGAAAGCGCGAGCGCAACAGACUUCUGCCAUUCACCAGCAGCGCGCGACCUCUCCAGCAGCGUCACGUCAAGCAUGUCGUCACCCUCACUGUCAAGCAAACAUUCGGACUUUUCUGACUCAGAGGAUGAAAUUACUGUCUCGUAACCGGUUUCCCCGCACACUGACUGAUAAUAAGCACAAAAAACUAUAUAUGUCGCCACUUUUAAGGAGAUGUGUCAGUUUUAAUUUAAUCUCAUGCUUUCAGAGAGGAUGUUCCCACUGUUCUUUCUCAGCUCACAGACAGCACGUCAGGACAUGCUUCUUAAAUGAUUUGCUGUCAUGCACAGCUUUUAGAACUGUACAGUGUUUUGUACAAUUAUUUUUGUAUGGAUAUUUUAUACCAAGAAUAUUGAGAUAACUGAACUUUCCAUAUAGAUAUAAUUUUAUAUUGAGAUUUUUUUAGACAUUUUGUGUAUAAUUUAUAUGAAUUUAUGUUGUAUUUUGACAGCACAUGUUUUGUUGAUGUUUUGUACAGAUACCAAGUAAAUUUUUUAGAUCAAAUUGUGUUUCACUUUCAAUUGCUUCACUAUCAAGCGAAAACAGUAUUU